AUGGAAUCUGAACAACAUAUAAAUCUUCAACCCAUGAAUCAACCACAAGUCGCUCAAGCUGCUGCUUCCAAUUGGGUUCCCGUGAUGCAUACUGGAUUGAGCAAAAGUGCGACAGUCUUGGCUGGUCUCGGUGCCGUAGCAGGCAUGGUUGUGUUCACUGUAACACUUCUUGUGCCGAUCAUUGUCACACAAAGCAAAUAUACGACACUGACAAGUGAAACAACCACACUAAAUACAACCACUACGAUGGCUACAAUUAUCAACCCGACGACAACCGACACAACACAAACAACAACGAUCAGUACGGAAACAACCACUGCAACUGAAACAAGCACCGCGGCUGAAACAGCGACCGCAACUGAAACAACCACCACAACUGAAACAACUACCGCGACUGAAACAACCACCGCAACUGAAACAACCACCGCGACUGAAACAACUACUACAACUGAAACAACCACCGCGACUGAAACAACCACCGCAACUGAAACAACCACUGCAACUGAAACAACCACCACAACUGAAACAACCACCGCGACUGAAACAACCACUGCAACUGAAACAACCACUGCAACUGAAACAACCACCACUACUGAAACAACCACCGCAACCGAAACAACCACUGCAACUGGAACAACCACCGCCACUGAAACAACCACUGCAACUGAAACAACCACCACAACUGAAACAACCACUGCAACUGAAACAACCACCACCACUGAAACAACCACCACAACUGAAACAACAACCGCAACUGAAACAAGCACUGCAACUGAAACAACCACCACUACUGAAACAACCACCGCAACCGAAACAACCACUGCAACUGGAACAACCACCGCCACUGAAACAACCACUGCAACUAAAACAACCACCACAACUGAAACAACCACUGCAACUGAAACACCCACUGCAACUGAAACAACUACUGCAACUGGAACAACCACCGCCACUGAAACAACCACUGCAACUGAAACAACCACCACAACUGAAACAACCACUGCAACUGAAACAACCACCGCGACUGAAACAACUACUCCAACUGAAACAAUCACCGCCACUGAAAUAACCACCACAACUGAAACAAUCACUGCAACUGAAACAACCACCACUACGCAAACAACCACCGCAACUGAAACAACCACGGCAACUCAAACAACCACCGCGACUGGAACAACCACCGCGACUGAAACAAUGACCACUACGGAAACAACCACCAAAACUGAAACAAGGAGCACUACGGACACAUCAACGUCAAGUACCACUGAAACUACUACAACAACAACCACCACAAUAAGUUUACCAUCUUUCUUGGACGUUCAACCUGACACUAUUUAUGGUGUGUGGAAAACAUUUGCUAGAGGAAUCAGUACACUAGCGAUUGAAAGUAAUUCAGGUGCCGGAGCCUAUCUUGUUGGACAAUCUCCGAAUAAACUAUUCGACGGCAGUCUUAGUACAAAAUAUGCUAGUCGAGGUAAUUCAAGCUCUGGAACCAAUGCAUAUGCUGGUCUCAAUACUGGUUUUUAUAUGACUAUUGCUCAAUGUCAACCAGUACUCAUCGGAUUUCGAUUCGAUUCAACGUCUUUAUUCGUCGUACAAUCUGGAUCUGUUCAAGCUCUAUGGAAUACGGUCGCAGGUGGAGCUAGUACAAUUGCUACUGAGGAUUCAACAGGUGUUGGAACAUAUGCCAUCAAUCAGUCUCCUGACAACUUAUUUGAUAAUAAUACUAGUACUAAAUAUAUGAGUCGAGGUAGUUCAACUUCUGGAACCAAUGUAUACGCUGGUCUCAAUACCGGUUUUUACGUUACAAUUGCACAAUGUCAACCAACUCUUGUUAAAUUUCGUUUCGCUACUGCCGCCAAUGCAUCCUCACCUAAUCGUGAUCCAACUAAUAUCACAGUAGAAGGAGCUAAUUGUGAUACUUUGGUGAAUUGUACGACUUGGUCAAUUAUAUACGCCGGUUCAACAGGUUUAGAAAAUGUUCUAGGUCGUUCUACUUAUGGACCUUUUCAAAAUAUUUCAUCGCCUCACACUUUUACAAGUUAUCGCUUUCUUGUUACUGCUAAGCGAAAUACCAGUGACUAUGUUGCCUACAGCGAAGUAGAACUCUACGGUUAUUAG
Molecule: messenger RNA, 2121 nt
Organism: Rotaria sp. Silwood1
Lineage: Eukaryota; Metazoa; Rotifera; Eurotatoria; Philodinida; Philodinidae
Source: the annotation of a GenBank genome assembly